AUGUAUCCCCUUCAGCUCCGUGAUCGCCACCUUUCCGUAUACCUUCUCGUCUUGUGGUCGAACCUAGCAGUCUUGGCCACAUCUCCAGAAAACCCGAACACCCUCCGAUCAGAGAUCCCUUAUACCACUACAGACCUACUCGCCGCCUCGUCAGGACCCGGCGAAUUCAUGGGGGAGGAACCGACGCACAGGUUUCCAAUUCUAGAAUCCGAAUUCACUUCAGGUCCAUUCUUACAGGACCUCCCUCAGGCGAAACUGGCUGUCUCUAUUGGCCCUUCAAGGCAACCAUACCCAUCCAGCCAUCAAGUGGGUCGGAUCAGUGCCUCCAGCAACCCAAGGAUCCGCGUGGCACCGGAUGACAUCGGAAUCGGACACUUACGUGGGACUCCACGCCGUCAGACGGGCGACAAACUGUCCGCCAUCAUAAACAAUGUCCGAUGGUCUAAGACUAGAGCCCGAACAUUAAUCGAAGUGGCAGAGCUCCUUCAACAGUAUCAACCCGAGCCGUCCCAUCGAAGCUACAUUUCACCAUCUGGUAAAAUCAUGAUACCUUUUCUCAACGAUCGAAGACGAGAAUUCGAUGAAGCAUUGACCACGGUGGAUUUCGAUGGCCUACCUCAUAGCACGAUCGUCCGCUUAGACAGAACCACCCAUCCCAGCUUGCCGUACGCCAGGUAUAAGCUACAAAAUGGCAUUGAACUACUAAGAGUCUUAAAACACGACUCCAAUGUGCAGAGAGAUCGAAUAUUAAGUUUGCAUUACAGGAACUUAAUCCUCUUCAUGCACAAGCUCUAUGAAAAUGCCUUGAAUGACUUGGGAAUACCUCUAGCCGCCCAAGUCAAACACCAGAUUGGAAUGCUAAAUUGGCUGGAUGAAGAAAUCUUUGCGCGAAGGAAACGAUAUCCAAUUUUAGGGUUUAUUGAAGCGCCGUUCCCGAUUUGGCAGGAAAGUCUUUCCGAAAAUACAAUCCGACCAGCUCAAGUACAUCUACUGAGAUUCUUCUCCCAAGAUGAAAAUGCUCUUGACCUCCUACACCCCACAGCCUGCGAGCUAAUUACAGAAUUCCGACGCAAAAGUGAGCAACCGGAAAGCAGAAUCUACCAUUUUCUCUCAAACGUUUUGCUGAUAUUUUGGGGCCUUUUCUCCUGGUGCUUGACCUGA
Puccinia triticina is the source of this 1161-nucleotide messenger RNA. RefSeq lists its product as uncharacterized. The record is from RefSeq and is a predicted model, not a curated record. Bases 1 to 1161 code for a protein of 386 amino acids. The transcript has 3 exons. NCBI's taxonomy places the organism in Eukaryota, Fungi, Basidiomycota, Pucciniomycetes, Pucciniales, Pucciniaceae.